Plutella xylostella (diamondback moth) is the source of this 1201-nucleotide messenger RNA. It is a transcript of the gene Or-16, whose product is annotated as olfactory receptor 16. Gene Ontology annotation, molecular function: odorant binding; olfactory receptor activity. Gene Ontology annotation, cellular component: plasma membrane. Gene Ontology annotation, biological process: detection of chemical stimulus involved in sensory perception of smell; sensory perception of smell. The record is from RefSeq and is a predicted model, not a curated record. Lineage: Eukaryota; Metazoa; Arthropoda; Insecta; Lepidoptera; Plutellidae.
UAAAAUGAAAGAAUACAACGCAGAAAACUGCUAUUUAGGCACUGCCAAAUUCGUAAUGAAGUUCCUAGGAGUUUGGCUACCUAUGGAAAAUGAGCGAUAUUAUCGCAAAAUUCAUAGAACCAUCACGCUCUCCACGCAAUAUUUAUUUUUAUUGUUCCAGAUAAUUGAUAUCAUACGAGUUUUCGGUGAUUUGGAAGCUGUGUCUCAGGCUUCGUAUAUUUUAUUCACGCAAGCAUGUCUUGUUUUUAAAAUAACGCUUUUUCUUGCAACAAAAAAUAGUCUUCGACUGCUCCUGGAACAAAUGAAUUCUCAAGUUUUUAUGCCUCAAAGCACGGAGCAGGAAAGAAUCCUCAAGUUGCAGGCCUCUAAGAUCAAGCGGCUUCUCCUGGCGUUUGCUGUCAGUUCUCAGGCCACCUGCGGGAUGUGGGCGCUGAAGCCACUCUUUGAUGAUGCAGGGGAAAGGGAAUUUCCGUUUCGCAUGUGGAUGCCCGUCGGCACAGAGAAGUCUCUGGAGUACAUCGUCGGGUACGCCUUCCAGCUGCUCUCAGUCUGCACCAGCGCUUAUAUUUACUUUGGAGUCGACAGUGUAGCUCUUUGCAUGGUCAUUUUCGGAUGCGCCCAACUAGACGUGAUUAAAGAUAAGAUCGUCAAAAUCAAACCAGUUACAAUGGAAGACCGGGCAGCAAAAAGAGCAUUAAACAUUUUUAAAGAUAAUUACAAGAUCUUAGUGGAAUGUAUCAUACAACAUCAGAAAAUUGUAAAGUUCACAGAAAGGAUUGAAAACACUUACCACACGUAUUUGCUGUUCCAACUGAGCGGGGGGGUCGGUCUGAUCUGCAUGUCUGCUCUCCGCAUCCUCGUGGUGGACUGGCAGAGCAUGCAGUUCUUCUCCAUCAUCACUUACUUGUCUGUGAUGAUCAUGCAGAUGUAUGUGUGCUGCUGGUGCGGGCACGAGCUUACUGCUCAUAGUGAAGAGCUGUACUGGGUGCUGAGCGAGGGUCCGUGGUACGAGCAGAGCGUGCAGUUCCAGCGCGCGCUCUGCUUCACCAUGCUGCGCAUGCGCCGCCCCAUGGUGUUCCGCGCCGGACACUACGUGCCGCUGUCCCGGCAGACCUUCGUCUCCAUCUUGCGAAUGUCGUAUUCUUACUUCGCGCUGUUGAGGCAAACUCAUAAGAAUUAGAAGAAACUGAAAGUAUGUAGU